GCAAAUUAUCUAUGAAAGAAAUUGAGUUUUAAAGCAUCACAUUUUUUCAUGAUUAUUAAACAUUACUGCAUUGCUUUAAGUAAUAAAUUCUAAGGUAUAAGACAAGAAAUUAAUGUAUAAAUGAAUAUAUAUGAUUUACACUUUAAGUCAAUGGCGUAUAGGGAACCAAUUUUACAGCACAUAAUAAUUGAUAAGAAAUCUCUGUAUGACAUCACUUCCGAUAACAAUCAUAACAACUCUUCGACAGGAAAAUAAUCAAUAACGAAGAUGGAAGGGUGUACAAGAGAGUAAACAAGCAGGGGAUACAUAAGAGCACUAUGUAUAGCAUAUGAUGACCGAGCUGUGCUUGAGAGAAUGGUAUCAACUCAUACAACACUCUACCUGAGGGUGUCCGAGGCGAAAGAACUGCUUGCCAAAGACUUCAAUGGAAAAAGUGACCCCUAUUGUGUCAUAAAGGUGGAUAAUGUUGUUACUGCCAGGACAGCUACGGUGUACAAAACCCUUGAUCCUCUCUGGGGAGAAGAAUUUAUCCUACACAUGCCCAGUGGCUUCCAGACUUUGAGCUUUUACAUUUACGAUGCAGACAAAGUCAGUAGUGGGGAUGACAUCAUUGGAACAGCCUCAGUCACCAGGGACUAUCUCUAUGGAAACAAAAAUCCUAAAGGCCUGGAGACGUGGCUGCCACUGCAGAAAGCGAACAAAGACCUGGAGAUUCAGGGGGAGAUGUUGCUGGAGUAUGGAAUUCGAACCUCGGAAGCUACGGGACAGUCGUUUGUUUUUGUCACGGUCAUGGAGGGCAGAGACCUUGCCCCAAAAGACAAAACCGGCUACUCAGAUCCUUAUGUGACAGUCAGCUGUUUUGAUGAGACCAAAGCGACAUCGAAACAAAAGAAGACACGUUUCCCUGAGUGGAAUGAAACUCUGGAGUUUCUCCUGCCCGAGGACACGUGCAUCGCAGACCUGAGCGUGAUCGUCACCGUCUGGGACAAGGACAACUUCAGCAGCGACGAUUUCAUGGGACAAAUCCAUUUGAAUUCUGAGGAUGUGACCCAUGGAACCAUCAGGAAUUGGCAUGCAGUGGCCCGACGACCUACCAGUGACCGCUGGGCUAGAAGGGCCAGCCGAGUAGAGCGAGGCAAAAUCCGCGUCAAGCUUCAGCUCCUAGAGGAGACGGUGUUGCCCUCAUCAUGUUACCAGCCACUGGUGGAUCUGCUGGGGGAAGCUGUCAAAAACCGCGACCUGGGUCAGCUGUUGUGGGACACACUGGAGCAGGACCGGACCAUCGAGCUGGGGGCCAUGGCGAUGUCUCUGGUUCGAUUCUACCUGAGCCAGGAGCUGGCCUUUGAGUUCCUGGAUGCUGUCAUACUGCGGGAUAUUGAGAAGACCGAGGAUGUGAACACACUGUUCCGGGGCAACACGCUGGGCACCAAAGCUGUGGACAAUUUCAUGAAGGUACUGGCCAUGCCUUACUUACAGAAGGUUUUGCAGCCCACGAUAGAUCGUAUCAUCAAUGAGAAGAAGACGGUUGAGCUCGAUCCCUUCCGAGUGAACAGCGUCCGCACGAGACGGCACAGCCUACACCGAGAGUCGGAGGAGAGUUUUGUGAACCACAGCAUGGAGGCCAUCGAAGACUACACCAUCAGCGCCAUCAACAGCAUCGUCAACUCGGUCACUUACUGCCCACAGGUCCUGCGGAAAGUGCUGAGAAAUAUACAGAUCAGGGUCCGGGAAAAAUGGCCGGAAGAGAUCUAUGAGGAUGUUCCGUACAUUGCUGUGAGUGGCUUCGUCUUUCUUCGGUUCUUCGCCCCUGCCAUCAUGUCCCCAAAACUUUUCUCCUUGAGCGACCAGCACCCGAACCGAAAAGUGAUACGGACGUUCACGCUGCUUGCCAAGAUUGUGCAGAGUGUGGGCAAUUUGACCCCUGGUCAGCACGGGAAAGAGGCCUGGCUGGAACCGCUCACACCUCUCAUCUCGCAGAAAAUCCUGGAGGUGAAGGAUUACCUGGACGCUCUCGUUAAUGUCGGAGAUUUCUCGGCCUCCCACAAAUACCUGGUCCGGCAACAAAGCAACGAGACAGUGCUGAUCCAAGGUCACCUCUACAAAUGUCACUACCACUGCAAGAGACUCUUCCGUCCCAUCGUGCUGAAAAAGUGCUACUUCUAUCUCACCCGCGUCAUGCUCUGCUACCGAAAAACUCCCGAAGAUGAAGACACCAUGGUGAUGGUGGAGAACAUCUGUGCCGUGGAGAAGCUGGACUACGGAGCCCUGGGCAAGUCCAACAUGGGCCAGAUCAUCCACAAGACGUCGGAUGAGAACACAGGGAUUAUUUACUUCCAGGCAAAGGAUGUGAACGAGUUGACCGCGUGGAUCUCAGCCAUCAGAAAAACCUGCAAGUACAACGCCUGCCGCAUCGAGACGUUCCAUCCUGGUGUGUUCAAGGGGGACAAGUGGAACUGUUGCCGAAAAGAGCAGGAUACAGCCCCAGGCUGCAGCCCGACGUACCACGGUGUGGUGCUGGGAGACUGGCAGGACCCGCUAGACCCAGACGUCGACGCUCAGAUCAUCUACAGCCAGAUCGCUCACAGCAAGGACAAGAUCAGGAAAAUUCAGCACGACUUACGCAUGAGCAUAGCGGGACAGGAACCCACGGAUGCAUCGUCUAUCGUGGCUGACAAGGCCACUCAGACAGCCAUGGCCAGCCUGUCGCUGGUGUCCAGCGUGCUGGACGUCUCGGAGCAGCUGGCCAUGUCACAUCAGACCUUCGUGGAGUCGAGUCCCAUCCUGUCCCACUCGUCCCGUUCCCGCAGUGUUAGUAGCAGCGUUAGUGGAGAUGAUGGGAUUUUCUAGAAGGGCGGUCACAAUGUCAUAGUGGAGAUGAUGGGAUUUUCUAGAAGGGCGGUCGCAAUGUCAUAGUGGAGAUGAUGGGAUCUUCUAGAAGGGCGGUCACAAUGUCAUAGUGGAGAUGACGGGUUCCGCUAAAAUCUUGAGAGAGAUGCCUUCGUGAAUUAAAACUUGGAGAUGAAGGCAUCCUCUUGAAGGACCCCCCAACACCAAGCCAUCAUAGACAAUGUGGGAUUUCUCUGCUCUGGUGCAAGUUCUCGUGGCUGCUGUUAACUCUUUUCAUGGAUUAAUAGUGAGAGGCAAAACGCAUCUUGAGAAGGACUUCACAACACAACACAGCACAAUUAAAUGGCUUUGUGGACUAAGGCUUGGCUGAAAAAACACUUGACAAGACAGGACAACCCAAGCUGUCGUAGAUGAGGCAGGAUUACUCAGCUGUAGUGUGAGUUCUCAUUGCUGCAUUUUAUUUUCUGUGUGGGUUUUUGUUUGCCUUUUUUGUAACCUUCAAGAGGAUGUCUUCAGGGAUUGAUGUCUGGAAACAAUGGCACCUUCUAGAAAGAUCUCGCAGCUUAACACUGUAACAUCUCUUUAUGUGCUAAUGUUUGGAUUUGAAACCUUCACAAGGACAUUGAAUUUCAAGCUGUCACACACAAAACAGUAGACCAUGCUUUCCUUAUGUCUCCAGUAUUUUGUUGAGACCUGUAAUAUUAGUUUAGAUCAGGCAGGGCCAAACUACAGCCCUCAAACGAGAUUUAGCUCACAAACAGUUUAAGUCUGGUCUGUGAGUCAACCCGAUAAUUAAAAAUGAAUGUGGCCAGUGAUUAGUUGAGAAUUAAAAGAAACAAACUGCCCUUCUUGAAAAUUAAAAUAAAUAAUUACCUCAGCUUUGACCUGUGAGAUAUUCAGCAUCCUUUAAUCCGACCCACAACUCGGGCAUACUUACCCAUCCUUGGUUUAGAGGAGUAAAUAAGUCUGGUGUAUAUGGUCCAAGACCCGAGACCAAAUGUCACAAAUAUAUUCUGUUUGAUGUUGAUAUUGGAAAAAAAAAAAAAAA
Messenger RNA from Aplysia californica (California sea hare), 3895 nucleotides. RefSeq names its product rasGAP-activating-like protein 1. The record is from RefSeq and is a predicted model, not a curated record. Lineage: Eukaryota; Metazoa; Mollusca; Gastropoda; Aplysiida; Aplysiidae. The coding region runs from base 355 to 2847 and encodes 830 amino acids. The transcript has 21 exons. Gene Ontology annotation, biological process: intracellular signal transduction; regulation of GTPase activity.